CUCCAUUAAAUAUCAGACCUGGUUGGAGUGGACACAUCAAAGGCUCUUGAAAAAUUGAAUUGGUUGCUUCUGCUCUUGUUUUGUAGUCGUCCCUACAUUUCUUGUUCAGUGAUUUUUUUUAUUGAUCAUUUCUAAGAUUAUUAAAGAUAAAGCUAAGUUCCGUUAAAGAUGGAUCAUUUAUUUAUUAUUUACCAUGCGUCAGACUAAUCUCAAGCUCUCCAGAGCAUCCUUACCUGAUCUAAAUACCAUUUUCGGUAGCUGUGGAACCUCUGUGUCAGCCAUUUUAUUUUAAAUGUUCUGUGUAUAACAGAACAUGGUGAUUUCUACUUAUUUUAAUUGUUAGCCAUAGUGAUUUCUUCGUCUGCCAUAAUACAGUUGAUUGAUCUGUGUUGAGAUUGCAAGUUUCUAUUCAAGCUCCUCUUCAAGUGAAGUUGAUGUGAAAGUAAUGAUACUUGUGUAUCUCAUGUGGAAGGGUCCUUUGUAUGAUAGCAGUUGUGCCAUCUAUGAAAAUUGACAUCUUUAUGCAAGACUCCAUGUCUUCCGGUACAUGUUGACUAUGUUGAAAGGGACAACACAAUUUGACACCUAUUUCAAAUGAGAGAAAAUAUGUAUUUCAUGAAAUAUUGAAGCUGAUAUGUGGAAGCAGAUUUGAAAUUGAAAAUAAUUUUUUUUUGCUUCAUUUUAGUUGAUUAUGCAAAACAUUUAUACCUCUUUCUGGUAAUUCUUCAUUUUCUUGUCCGUGCCUGGUGUGCAGUAAUCAAGCCUAGAAACCAUGUUCCUUUGAGUAUAUUUGAAAGGUAGCCAACCAAUUGCCAGCCUGACACUUUCAGCAAUUCAAAAUUUUUACGACUAAGCGUAGACCAGGCGUGGACCAGCGAUUUACUGAAAGGACUUAGCGCUGGCCUGGUGCGGUCCAGCCAUUUACUUGGAGGACUUGAUUAGUGCGGACCUGGUGUGAACCAGCAAAUAACUGGUUCACACUUAGUGCGGACCUGGUGCAGAAGGGCUUGAUUAGCGCAGAACUGGUGCGGACAACAUAUUUUACUGAAAGGGGUAUUACAUUGAUUUGGGUCGGAAGGAUUGAAAAUUUGGAGGAAACUCCCAUAACACCCGGAUCUGAGAAAAAAGAGAUUGGACAUUAUAAUAAUUUCAAGAAUUUUUUUUUUCUGAUAUCAAUAUAGGCCUAUGAGUAUCUUCAAACAUCCAUUUUAAUAGGUAUUUUAAUAGUAUAGGCCUAUUAAUGAGUAUCAUUGGAUUAUUUUGCUCAUCCCUCUUAUGUAAUCAUUGGAUUAUUAUUCUAGGCCAGUCGAGGUAUGACACAUUGACAACGAUAAGUCUGUCCUUUAUCUCGGCUUUUCUUUUUUAUUUUGUUCCGACCUUGCCUCCAACUUCCUGCAUUCAUUCUCUACAAUAGGGCCCCUAAUCGGUGAACCAAUGCCAUAUACAUGUAAAUAACACACACCCUAGCAAAUCUUCAUUUUGGAUCAUAAACUUUGGACGUAAUCGUAUCAUUCCAAUUCACUGUAUACAGGAGUUCCGCUUUGGGCAUGUUCUCAAGUGAGCUCAGAGACUGUAUUUCUUACUGUUAGAGUGUGUACCUUGCUUCAUUUUAUUCUAGAUACUAUUUUCAAGGGGCAAUCUGUUGAGAGAUAUUCACUUUCACAAUAGGCCUAUAGUUUUGUGUGACCUGAGAUUCAUAAAAGGAAAUAAAAUGUGUUUUCAUAAUGGAUGCUUCAUUGUUCUUGGAUAUUUAGUACACAGGAUAUCACUCUCAACAUAAACCUAAGUGUUUUCCGAUUAAUUAAAGGAGCACAUAAUUUCUGAGAAUCAUCAAAUAGUUUAAACCUUUGGUAAUUGUGGUUUCGACAUCAUUCAAUUUGAGAGCUGUUCAUUUUACAAAUAAAUGAAUAGUAUUAUAUUCCUGUGUUUUCAGGAUUUUUUUCAUUAUCAUCAAGAUAACUGAAGGAUAUGUGCGGAACAACAUUUUCUGCUCAUGUAAACAAGUGAUAUCGAAUGACACUCAUCGAUUUCAGCCGUGAUGUUUGGCGUUUUGGAAACGUACACUUCUGCAAAUGCAAUUCCUUUAAUUGCACCGAAGGAAAUAACCAUAGACCUGUAUGUCAACCCUACUGCAUGUUUAAUUCAUGUGUGCAUGAGAGUGUAGUCACAUACUGCCGAUGACGUUGUUGAUCGUCCAUGUGUAGACCGAGCCAUGUAUGUUGAUCUGUCAGCCACAUCAGUCGAGGCUCUCUCGUAUCCCAGCUGUCAGUGGCACUCACAUACCCCAUGUGAAAGUCUGGAUGGAUGCUCUAUGCCUAUCUUCUCCUGAUACUGCCGAUAGUCACUCUGGAUUACGUGGGCUCUGAUUGGAAUACAUGCGAUCCUAUAAAUACUUUUGGAAUAGAACUCCCUCCGUGUGCCGUGUGUGUAGAGUUGUUGACUUGUGUUGUUGUUGGUCGAUGAGGAGCUAUUUGAUUAUUUCUUUACUGUUUGGAUGUGAUUUUAAUGGGAAACAUGUCAUCGUCGGAUGAAGAAAUGAGUGAUUAUGAUCUGGAGGGGUGCUGGGACCUGGCUGAUAUCAACAUGUCCACUGCAGUAACAGCCAGUCGUAACCCAAGCGGCAGUGGCGAGAAAUCCUCCUUAAGCUCCAAUGUCCGCAAGCUACGGCAUCUCUUUGAGGAGCAGGCACACCCAACCGGCAAGCCUCCCCAUGCUCCUAGACAAAUACAGACAACCAACAACAUCAAUGCCAACACCACCACCACCACCACAAGCUCCAGUAGUGCCAAGUCUUCACUGUCCGGGGUUGUUCUCCGGCACAAGGAAUCAAAGUCGGUUCACGGUCGCCCAAGGCCGGCAAGCAAUGAAUACAAUGUGAACGUUCAACAGCGGCUCAGCGGGGAUUUUACAGGUGUGACGGUGAAAGCGGGAGAGGGUAACGGAGAUGACCCCAGGAAAAGAUUCACAAAUGUCCUCAAGAAGUUUGAGGCUGCAAGUAGCCCCCCUAUCCAGCGGAGGGCAACGGGUCCCAGAAGGACCAGUAGCAGCCCGCCGACCAGUCCACCAGUCUUCAAGAAACGAAUCCAUGAAAAUGUGGACAGAUCAGGAGAGCCGUUUGAAGUUGGUAUCCGGAGGGACUCUGAAUCAGAGGUAUUCCAAAUUGAUGUAUCACAUUCCACUUCAAAUGGUGAUGAACCAUUAAACUCAAAGCAUAUACCGUCAGUGGAAAGUAUACCUCAUGAAAAUAAAAUAGAGGAUUCUAUUCCUAGAGCAAAUGGGGAGGUCAAGAGGGAUGUAGAUGCUGAAACCAUACCGAUGGACACUAGCAAUAAGGAGAAUGUGGUUGCAGAAGAUUCUCAGGUUGUCAUGAGGAGAAAUCGCCCAAGGCAAUCAGAGGAUUCUACUGCUGCCACAAGGAGAUGGAGUUUUGGCCAAUCGGCCAGACCAUUCUCUCGGGAAUACUCCGAAGCAGAAUUUCACCAUGUAGAUCCACCAAAGAAAAAAGAAAUGCCUGCCUCAGAAAUUAUUGCAAUUAAUCGUCCUGAUAUUGAUUACGCCGAAAAGUUGAAUGUGGACGUUGAGAACAGUCGUCGAAAAGAUGCAACAGAGCGACUGUCCUCUAGGUCAAAUCAUACCCCCACUCAGGACAGUAAUGUAGACAUUAAAAAGCCACUUGUACAAUCCGUUGAUGAUGAGUAUUCAGUUGAUGACAUUCAUGAAGCGUUGGGCCAAUCACCAUAUUCCACAAGGAGCAUUCCUAGUAAAACCGAAGAUGUCCCGUUUCCGGAAGUUAAACCGCAGAGUCACGAACCCAUCAGAGCUAGCGUAACUGGCAGAGUUGAAUCUUCAGGACUUGUCGCUGAGCUGAGUUCUGGAUCUAAGGAGGAGAGACCUGAUAUUGUAUCUGAUCUUCCUUCUGAAGGAUCGUGCUCAUUCCUUUCCCCCACACCCUCGAUGGAAGAUGAUAUCUCCAAGAACCGCAUCAACCUAACAGCGGAAGCCAUCACAUCGGAUAUAUCCCCUAGGAGUCGUGAUGGUGAUGCUAGUACGGACAUCCUUGCCAUGGCCAUGUCCUUACCAGAAUCGACCAUUGACACUGAUGAAGACGAAGGUGAAGAAGAGAGACGCUCUCACGAGGAUGAACCCCCGCACUUUGAAGCAGAUGACUCGGACAUCACGGAUGAUUCCGAGGAUGCUGUCGGUGGUUAUGACUUGGUGAAGGACGAUGAUGAUGAGGACAUUCGUCACGAGCCUGACAGUGCUCGUGGAACUCUGGAAGAGCUUGAGGACUCUGUAGAGGACCAGGGUUAUGACAUUUCCUUCAACAUUGGAGGGUUCAUGCCUGGCGAAACAAGAUCUGACAGUGAUGAUGAUUCAACGGAGCAGUCGUCAUCUUCAGGAGAGGAACAUGCUGCUGAUGAUACAUCAUACCAAAUCCAGAUCCAAGGUUUAUCAGAUACAGAGGAGGUGGAAGCAAGGCCGAAGGCCAAAGCGGACAGACGGGUAACAUUCAACAGACAACCCCCACAGGUAAGGUUUUAUUUCCUCUAAUCAUAAUCUGAGUCCGACACAUCGGCCCGAAUCCACACAGGUGGUUUUGAAGACCGUCGUUUGAACCCAUGGUUAAUGCAGAUUUCAUGUUUAGAUUACGCUUAAUUUACCAGGUAUAUUAAAAAAGUCCAAUGCGAAUAUGCUAAAUUGAUGGUUGUUGCCAUGGUAGAGCAUGUUAUUUUAUUCAUGAGUCCACUGUUUUGAACAAACAGUAUUUGUGCAGUGGAUGGGUCUCAUUCCAGUAGAUAGUGCACAAACACAGAAGUGAAUAUACGACCCCUAACGUCCGUUCAUUCCCUACACACCAUGCCAUUCUAUCUGGAACAGCACCGGAAAGGGGGAAUGUGAUCUCUGAAAAGGUUCUGGGUUUUUAAUUUCUUGAUCAUUUGAAUUUGAAGGGGGGUUGAAAGUGUGCCAUUCCCAAUGCUGAAUGCUGCCCUCUGUUGGUGAAAUCUGUUAUGGCAUUAUCGAGAGUUCAGUCUACUUGUAUGUCUGAUGACUUAUGAAGGUGGUUCACCUCUCCUGACAACCGUGUCACAAGUAGACCAACCUGUGAUCUUAACGUAUCAGUAUGCUGCCCUCUGUUCACUGGUUGAGUACUAUAUAGUCUUCAUUUUAGAAACUUUACAAACGUUACAAACCCUAGCAUGUAUAUUGCGGUCACGCGAGGAUUUGGAGGGGCUGUAGUGAUAACAAAUCCACUGAAAUUACAACGCAAGUUAUCAUAUUACGUAACAUAACUGGCUCUCAGUGUUCACAACGUGUACACGACCGAAAAACACGCCGUGUACAUGACCGAAAAACACGCCGUGUACAUGUGCAUCAAAAAUGGACUUUCAAAACGGGCCUAAUAUUGAUACCCUCCAUGAAUGAUGAACCAAAAAGUUAUCCAUGACACAGUGUAAAUCAAUAUUUAUUAGGCUCUAAAGUAGAUUUUUUUUUAAAUGUCCAUCAAUGACAAACUGAUCACUCUCAAAUAUGUUCCAUGACAUUUGCUCUGGCGACAGUUGCUGCGAUGGAAAAUCUGCACGUUAAGCCAAACAUAAAACCUAAUCUCCAAGACUAAAUAAAUCCCAAUCCUUAUCUUUACAUUAUUCUUAACCAAAAACUCUUUUACAAUCCUAACUCUAACCCUAUGCCCUCUGAGAUAUUAAGACUGGAGCACACAUCGCAGGAGCAAAUGUCGUUACACCUCAGAUAUACUUGUUCAGUAAAUCGAUUCCAGUGAAUAUCGCUCUAUGUGUGAGCUCAGUGGGAAAAUGAUAGAGUUAUCAAGGCAUGUCGUUAACCUAAUUUUGAGAGCAGGUCAAGUAUCGAUAAUGAUUGGCAGGAGGAGAUUUAGAACUCAUUUUGUAAGACCAUGCUUCCUCCUACAGCUGAUGAUUAUUGAUUUUUCCGACUCUUGCUUGAAAAAUGUGAUUAGACAUUGAAUGUUGACGUGUUGGAAUCCAACAUUCAGGAAUUCGUUCUACGGCUUUGAUCCACAUUUACGUACCCUCACACAUACACACCCACCUCCUCCCCCCACACAUGCAUGUAAAUGCUGCCAAACGGGGAUGGUAAACCCUACCUAGUCUGCUGUGUUUUAUUAUUAUUAUUAUUAUUAAUUGUUUGGCAUCACCUGUGUCUUGGAGACAAAAAGCGAACUGAGAGGCAGUUCUCACUACGUUCCUAAAACUAGUUUACUGGAAACUAGUUUAGUGGAAACUAGUUUAACGCGUAGUGAGAGCGGUCGAAGCGGUCUUGGAAGCGAUCUUCCAAACCAGUUUGGAAAACCACCUCGCGAUGUAGUUUUCAAGAUCGCUUUGCCUCGUUAAACUGGUUUUAGCGUAAGUGAGGACACAACCGUUCUUCGGGAAGCGAUCUUCGCACAUUUUGAGCGCGCUACUCCACACGACAGGUGUAGAAUGCCUAUGCUGCAGUUUCGAAUUUCGCGCGAAACGUGUCACCCCACUGAGAGCGUUUCCAUAGCAACAAGAGCGCUUUACGUGAAGUGAUUUUGAAAACCACUUUCGCGUGAUCAAGUGGGAACGCUAGCAAAGCGAUCUUCCAAAGUGGUUUCCUGAAUCGGUUUCCAGUAAACUAGUUUUAGAAAGCGUAAUGAGAACGGCCUCUUUAUCACUAUGACCCGCAGGUCUCUCCUCCCGAUUUAACUGAUUGGGGGGAGUGCAGUUGGACCUCUACACCGGGGUUUCCCCCUACUCUUAUACGAAUAGUGCAGUGGGUUCUUAACGUGCGAGGGACAGAGUGUUUUCCAUUGUAACAUAGCCUGCAUCUAUGAAACAUGGGAGAGACGUUUACACACAACGCACUGGCUUCAGUUAUCUGCCCGGGGUGGACUCAAACCCACAAUCUUUGGUUCGACGGGCAGACGCGGUACAGACUGAGCCAACAACGCUCUCCAAUUGUAAACCCUUCACUCGAGUUAAGGGCUUGAAUGUGCAACCUAUGAUGCCUUGUGUACUGAAGGCCCUCUCGCUCAGAAUUGAAACGGCAAGUUUUGUAUGUGCUUGUCUUUGCGUUGAUACCCACUUGUUGAUCAAAGUUUCAAUCAGGGUCUGCUCCUGCAGACUAACCCCCAACCCCAACAAACAAUCUGUAUAACUGCAUGCAAGUAUUUCUUUUGAUGUUACUUUUCUUAAAGGACUAUUUGAAUUUCAAUAAAGUUCAAGAUUUGAAAGAUAAAUAUGCUUCAUUCAAUACAGCUCUAAUUGAAAUUCACAUUGAGGAAAUGCAAGAUUAGGGUCAACCUUAGCGUGUUAAUCUAUUCUAGAUUCGGAGAUGGGGGGAUGGAUGUGGGUCGAAAGAUUUAUGAGAGAAGAAAGGGAGAAGAACAAAAACAAAAACAUUGGGAAAGCAUUUAGUGGAGGCAGCACUGAAUUUGAAAUUCAUCAUUCCAACGUGACGUGCCGGGAAGCAGCAGAGAGCAUGAAGUUGUUUUUUUUACGUCACUCCUCCAUCGUCUAAAUAUAAACCAUGCUUUUGUAUGUUUUUAACCUCUAGAAUUUUUUAUGAAUUUAAAAGAAAAUUUUGUUAGAUUCUAUUUAUACCGAUCUGGACAGCGCCUAAAGUGUAACACCAUGACAGAAAAUGUGGGAUGCACAAAAUACUUUUUGUUUAUAAGGGUGCUCUGAAAAAAAUAAAAUGUGUUUGCUCCUUGUAACUAGAACUUGCUUUAGUUGGGUUUUAAUGGCCAAUAAAAUAUAGUUAAAUUUAUUUGUUUUGACUAACAAUAAUAGCGAUAGAUAUUUCUUAUUUUCUGUCAAAGGGCAUCUAUGCAUGAAUCUUAUCUUCCUCAGUGAGAAAUUUUUAUAUUUGAAUUCAAUCUCUGCUGUAACAUGUCGUCAUGUCAUAUAUUUAGAAAUAUAUCUUCAUCCUAAAUGAUAUAGAUCAAAGUUUUAUAAUACUAAACAUAUCUGAAGUCUCUUGCAAUCAGCUUAUUGUCAUAUGGAAUCUUUAUCGUCAAAAGUGCUUUUAUCUUUUAGCGCAUGAACUCUUUUUUUUUUAUUUGUCAUUUCCAUCUGAUCUGUCACAUUUCCUGACACUAGAGUCCUAAUUCUCUUCAAUUGUCUAUAAUUUUAGCUGGGGCAGGAAAUUUGCCUAUCUCUGAGAUGCUAAUUUACUCUAUUAAGGGAAGUGUCUUGUGUGGAAACUGCUACUGGAAUCAAUAUUUUCACCCCGAUUCUCGUCUAAUUUUACCUUAUUCAUGGUAUACAGGGCGUCCCACAAAAAAGGAAACCCGUUUUCAGAGAUAAAUUUCAAAAUUAUCAAACAUGUUUUUACGAUGAAUUUGAUACUGAUGGUAAGAGUGGAAUCUCAUCUUUAAUUUGAGACCAACAGCUUAGCAGAUCAUUCAUGUAUGGCAGGUUACAAACAAUGAAUAUUGAGGCCUAUCAGAAACGAUUUGUAGAAACUUGUGUAAGAAUCUGAAUCGACUCUCAUUUCAGGGAUCAGUGAGAGAAACUU
This is a messenger RNA of Lytechinus pictus (painted urchin), 8517 nucleotides long. RefSeq lists its product as uncharacterized. NCBI's taxonomy places the organism in Eukaryota, Metazoa, Echinodermata, Echinoidea, Temnopleuroida, Toxopneustidae. The transcript is spliced from 3 exons. The record is from RefSeq and is a predicted model, not a curated record. The coding region runs from base 2506 to 4551 and encodes 681 amino acids.